CUCUUUCACCACAACCAUGCCCGUUGUCUCUGUGGGCCGCGACAAGCUCUUUGCUCUCCUGGGCCGGACCAUGACCGAGGAGGAGUUUGACCACCUGUGCUUCGAGUUUGGCAUCGAGCUGGAUGAUGUGACAAGCGAGAAGGAGCAGCAGAUCAAGGAGCGCGGCGUUGCGGAGGAGGGCGCGUCUGAGGAGGUCAUCUACCGGAUUGAUGUGCCUGCGAACCGGUACGAUCUGCUGUGCGCCGAGGGCCUGGUGACUGCGCUCAAGGUGUUCAAGGGCGAGAUCGAGCCGCCUGUGUUCUCUGUGGUUGUGCCCGAGGGCGAGGCGAUGACCAAGAUGUACGUGGAGCCCGAGACGGCACAGAUCCGGCCGUAUGUUGUGGCUGCGAUUCUGCGCGGGGUGACGUUUACGGAGGACUCCAAGGCGUCGUUCAUCGAGCUGCAGGACAAGCUGCACCACAACAUUUGCCGGAAGCGGACGCUUGUGGCAAUUGGCACGCAUGACCUGGACACUGUGCAGGGCCCGUUCCGGUACCGGGCUAUUGCGCCGGAGGACAUUUCGUUUGUGCCGCUGAACAAGACGGAGGAGACGACGGGCGCCGGGGUGAUGGAUCUGUACGCGGACGACGCGCACCUCAAGGGCUUCCUGCCGAUCAUCCGCGACUCGCCGGUGUACCCUGUGAUCUACGACGCGCAGGACCGCGUGCUCUCGCUCCCGCCGAUCAUCAACAGCAACCACUCGAAGAUUGAGCUCUCGACGCGCAACGUGCUCAUCGAGUGCACAGCAACGGACCACACCAAGGCGAUGAUUGUGCUCAACACGAUUGUGGCGAUGUUCUCGCAGUACUGCGACGAGCCGUUUACGGCCGAGGCUGUGCAGGUGGUGUACCCCGAGGGUGACGCGCGCAACGAGCGGGCGCUUGCGCACUACCCGGACAUGUCUGCACGGACGGCGAGCGCGGACGUGGCGUACAUCAACCGGGUGAUUGGGAUCAACGAGGACGCACAGGGCAUUGCUGCGCUGCUCAACAAGAUGAUGCUGCCGACGGCUGUGGGCGAGGAUGGGGCGAGCGUGGACGUGAGCGUGCCGCCGACGCGGUCUGACGUGCUCCACGCGUGCGACAUUGCCGAGGACGCGGCGAUUGCGUACGGGUACAACAACCUGCAGAAGACGGAGCCGAAGACGUACACGGUCGGCAAGCAGCUGCCGAUCAACAAGCUGACGGACCUGCUGCGACUGGAGGUGGCGAUGUUUGAGUUUACGGAGAUUCUCACGUUCUCACUCUGCUCGCACGCCGACGCGUUCGAGAACCUGCGGCGCGAGGACGACGGGCAGACGGCGGUGCUGAUCGGAAACCCCAAGACGUCUGACUACGAGAUGGCGCGGCCGACGCUGAUGGGUGGGAUGCUGAAGACGCUGGCGGCCAACGCGAGCCAGCCGCUCCCGCGCAAGCUGUUUGAGAUCACCGACGUGGUGAUCAAGGACCCGAGCACCGACGUCGGGGCGCGCAACGACCGGCGGCUGGCGGUGGCGUACUCGAACCACUCGGCCGAGUUUGAGAUCGUCCAUGGCGUCCUCGACCGGGUUAUGGAGGUCAUCGGCGUGGCGUGGGCCGACGAGCCGGCCAAGGCGUCGGCGUCCGACGGUCCGGCGGAGGCCGCCGCCGUCUCGGCCGCCACCGCUAGCCUCUCGUACAAGCUGGAGGAGGCCGACGACGCCGCCUUUUUCCCGGGCUUCCAGGCUUCGAUCCACCUCAACAACGAGGUCAUCGGCUCUGUCGGCAUUGUCCACCCCGAGGUUCUCGCCAACUUUGGCAUCUCGUACCCGGUCUCGUACCUCGAGAUGUCCAUCGAGCCGUUCCUUGUCGACCAUUCCAAGUGAGUAACAUUCGGUUCUGUCAGAGAAGAGAGGCAAGCGCGGCAAGCAGCCACUGUUCCGGUCGAAUAACAUGCUUGAUGCAUCCUU
Molecule: messenger RNA, 1966 nt
Organism: Thecamonas trahens ATCC 50062
Lineage: Eukaryota; Apusomonadida; Apusomonadidae
Product: phenylalanyl-tRNA synthetase, beta subunit
Exons: 2
Coding region: 17-1882 (621 amino acids)
Biological process (GO): phenylalanyl-tRNA aminoacylation
Cellular component (GO): cytoplasm; phenylalanine-tRNA ligase complex
Molecular function (GO): phenylalanine-tRNA ligase activity; ATP binding; magnesium ion binding
Source: RefSeq, a predicted model, not a curated record